Molecule: messenger RNA, 3304 nt
Organism: Phragmites australis (common reed)
Lineage: Eukaryota; Viridiplantae; Streptophyta; Magnoliopsida; Poales; Poaceae
Product: leucine-rich repeat receptor-like serine/threonine-protein kinase BAM1
Exons: 2
Coding region: 126-3107 (993 amino acids)
Biological process (GO): protein phosphorylation
Molecular function (GO): protein kinase activity; ATP binding; receptor serine/threonine kinase binding
Source: RefSeq, a predicted model, not a curated record
GUAGUGUGAUCUCGUUCCUAAAUUUGCAUAUGAAAUUUAGGAAGCCUCAAGAAAAAAAACAACACACCCUAUAACCCCACGCUGUCCGCCUCAACGGACGCAGUCAUCCACUCCACCUUCCGUUCAUGGCGUCCUCCAUGGCCACCGCUUCCACGCUUCUCCUCCCCGUCUUCCUGCUCCUCACCAUCGUCACCCACUCCAACGCCGCCGACUCAUCGUCCUCCUCCCCGGAAGCGGCCGCACUCCUCAACCUCUCGGCCGCGCUCACUGACCCCUCAGGCUACCUCUCUACGCACUGGACUCCCGACACCCCGCUCUGCUCGUGGCCGCGCGUGUCCUGCGACACCGCCGACAAACGCGUCCUCUCCCUCGACCUUUCUGGACUCAACCUCUCCGGCCCCAUCCCAGCCGCCGCGCUCGCCUCCCUCCCGCACCUCCUGUCGCUGAACCUCUCCAACAACAUCCUCAACUCCAACUUCCCCGACGAGAUCAUCUCCUCACUUAAGAGCCUUCACGUUCUCGACCUGUACAACAAUAACCUCACCGGUCCGCUCCCGGCAGCGCUUCCCAACCUCACCGACCUUGUCCACCUCCACCUCGGCGGCAAUUUCUUCUCCGGCAGCAUCCCGAGGUCGUACGGCCAGUGGAGCCGUAUCCGGUACCUGGCUCUCUCCGGCAAUGAGCUCACCGGGGAGAUACCGCCGGAGCUCGGCAACCUGACGACAUUGAGAGAGUUGUACCUCGGCUACUUCAACAGCUUCACCGGUGGGAUACCGCCGGAGCUCGGGAGGCUGCGGGCGCUCGUCCGGCUCGAUAUGGCGAGCUGCGGCAUCUCCGGGGGGAUCCCGCCGGAGGUGGCGAACCUGACGUCGCUCGACACUCUGUUUCUUCAGAUCAACGCCUUGGCUGGGAGGUUCCCACCGGAGAUUGGCGCAAUGGGGGCGCUGAAAUCGCUCGACCUGUCGAACAACUUGUUCGUCGGGGAGAUCCCCGCGAGCUUCGCGUUGCUGAAGAACUUGACUCUGCUAAACCUCUUCAGGAAUCGCCUCGCUGGCGAGAUUCCCGAGUUCGUCGGCGACUUGCCGAACCUCGAGGUGCUACAGCUGUGGGAGAACAACUUCACAGGCGGGAUACCUGCGAACCUCGGCGUGGCGGCGACCAGGCUGAGGAUCGUCGAUGUGAGCACAAACAGGCUCACAGGCAUUCUGCCAUCCGAGUUGUGCGCCGGCGAGCGGCUGGAGACGUUCAUCGCGCUGGGGAAUUCGCUGUUCGGCGGCAUUCCGGACGGGCUCGCGGGGUGCCCGUCGCUGACGAGGAUUCGGCUGGGAGAGAAUUAUCUCAACGGGACGAUACCAGCCAAGCUGUUCACGUUGCCGAACCUGACGCAGAUAGAGCUGCACGACAACCUUCUCUCAGGCGAGCUCCGGCUGGCCGCCGGAAAGGUGUCGUCGUCGAUCGGGGAGCUGAGCCUGUUCAACAAUCGACUGUCCGGCCAGGUUCCGGAGGGCAUCGGCGGGCUUGUGGGGCUGCAGAAGCUGCUAGUCGCCGGGAACAGGUUGUCCGGCGAGCUUCCGCUGGAGAUUGGCAAGCUACAACAACUCUCAAAGGCGGACCUUUCCGGGAACCUGAUAUCCCACGAGGUUCCCCCGGCAAUUGGCAGGUGCCGGCUGCUCACCUUCCUCGACCUCUCGGGCAACAAGUUCUCCGGUCGCAUCCCGCCGGAGCUUGCCGGCCUCCGCAUCCUCAAUUACCUCAACGUGUCCCACAACGCGCUCGAAGGGGAGAUUCCGCCUGCCAUCGCCGGAAUGCAGAGCCUAACAGCCGUCGACUUCUCGUACAACAACCUCUCUGGCGAGGUCCCGGCCACCGGCCAGUUCGCCUACUUCAACGCCACCUCGUUCGAAGGGAACACUGGCCUCUGCGGCGCGUUCCUCUCCCCGUGCCGCUCCCACGGCGUCGCGACGUCGGGCUUCGGCUCCCUUUCGUCGUCCUCGAAGCUUCUCCUCGUGCUCGGCCUGCUCGCGCUAUCCAUCAUCUUCGCGGGCGGGGCCGUGCUGAAGGCGCGGUCGAUGAAGCGCUCCGCCGAGGCUCGCGCGUGGCGUCUCACGGCGUUCCAGCGGCUCGACUUCGCCGUGGACGAUGUGCUCGACUGCCUCAAGGAGGAGAACGUGAUCGGCAAGGGCGGGUCCGGGAUCGUGUACAAGGGCGCGAUGCCGGGGAGCGCGGUGGUGGCCGUGAAGCGGCUCCCGGCCAUCGGGCGACCCGGCGCCGCGCACGACGACUACGGCUUCUCGGCGGAGAUACAGACGCUGGGGAGCAUCCGGCACCGCCACAUCGUGCGGCUGCUCGGGUUCGUGGCCAACCGGGAGACCAACCUGCUGGUGUACGAGUACAUGCCGAACGGUAGCCUCGGCGAGGUGCUCCACGGCAAGAAGGGCGGCCACCUGCAGUGGGCCACGCGGUACAAGAUCGCCGUGGAGGCGGCCAAGGGCCUCUGCUACCUGCACCACGACUGCUCGCCGCCAAUACUGCACCGCGACGUCAAGUCCAACAACAUCCUCCUCGACGCCGACUUCGAGGCGCACGUCGCCGACUUUGGCCUCGCCAAGUUCCUCCGCGGCAACGCCGGCGGCUCCGAGUGCAUGUCCGCCAUCGCCGGCUCCUACGGCUACAUUGCUCCUGAGUACGCCUACACACUCAAGGUUGACGAGAAGAGUGAUGUCUACAGCUUCGGAGUUGUGUUACUUGAACUCAUCACAGGUCGGAAGCCGGUUGGGGAGUUUGGCGACGGUGUUGACAUCGUGCAUUGGGUGCGGGUGGUGACCGGGUCAAGCAAGGAGGGCGUGAUGAAGAUCGCUGAUCCUCGUCUUUCGACGGUGCCCCUCUACGAGAUGACCCAUGUCUUCUAUGUAGCAAUGCUCUGCGUCGCCGAGCAAAGCGUCGAACGGCCCACGAUGCGGGAGGUCGUGCAGAUACUGACUGACAUGCCCGGAUCGACAUCCACAUCAAUUGACAUCAUGGACACCAAGAUAGAUGGAAGCCCAGAGAAGCCGCAGCAGGAUGGGCCACACGACUCCCCGCCUCAGCAAGAUCUUCUUAGUAUCUAGAAGUGCCACUCAUAGAGUUGUUCGUACUAGUAGUACUUUGUAGCAUCCCAUGUUCUUUUUAUGAGUGUGUAUGUGUAUGCAAGAGGCAGGGUAAGAAUGGUGGAUUAGGCCCGUGUAAUUUCCGUCUUAUGUACAUAUCAAGCUGUUUGAGCUUCCAAUUGGAGUUCUGAAAUCCAGAAAUGGUGCAUUUUCAUGUA